Molecule: messenger RNA, 743 nt
Organism: Nilaparvata lugens (brown planthopper)
Lineage: Eukaryota; Metazoa; Arthropoda; Insecta; Hemiptera; Delphacidae
Product: nucleolar protein 16
Exons: 4
Coding region: 168-713 (181 amino acids)
Biological process (GO): ribosomal large subunit biogenesis
Cellular component (GO): nucleolus
Source: RefSeq, a predicted model, not a curated record
UGUUUUGACUUUAUGAUCAAGUCACCAGUUGUUGAGGUUAGAUUUUCUUUCAACAAGCAAGACAAAGACACUCAAAACAACGUGUUCUCUGACUUAAUUGCUUUUGAUUAGUUUAUUGAAAUAUAUUUAAUUGCUGUAUUUGAUUUGCAGAUUUCAAAGUUUAAACAAUGCCAAAAAUUCAUAAAGUACGUAGACGACAACGGUUUAGGUAUGGAGCUAACAGAAAACGUGCAAAUAAACGAACCGUCAAGGGUCCAACCAUACAAUGUGAAAUAUUGAAGGAAGAAUGGAAUAAGCAUGCAUCUGUGAUAAACAACUUCAAAAAUAUGGGCUUGGCUUUCAAUCCAAAUUUAGCCGUCGGAAUUCCCAAAAACAGAGUUCUACCUGCAUCAAGAGAGAAAGACGAGAAGCAGGAUAAAGUGCAAAAGGAACAGAGAAAGGCACACAAAGGACAUGUAAUGAAGGAAUUGGAGGAGGACGCGAAUGCCCCAAGAGAGAGAAAGUUUCGACUGCCUAAUAGCACGGUACAACAGCUGACCUAUUAUCUGGACAAAUAUGGAGAGGACUAUAAGGCUAUGGCAAAAGACCCCAAAAACUACUACCAAGAGACGUGGAAACAGCUGAGGGCAAAAGUGAAACAAUUCAAGGGUGUUCCAGAACAGUUUGAGAAAUAUUUAGCUGAAAGAGCAAAAAAGAUGGAGGUUGAUAGUUAGUUGUGUUAAUAAAUUGUUAAAAACAUCAAA